GGCAACACAGGCAGCACGAUUCACUCCCACCCUCGGGCUUCACAGAUCCUAGACACAGGAAGAUCCCGGUAUGGGGGAUUAAUUAGGCAGUUUGCUCUUUCCUCUCUUUGUCCGUGUCGCUCUCUGUGCAUUGCAUCUUGCAUCUGCGUCUACACUCGCCUCUUUCGCUUCCCUCUCCUUCCUUCCUUCCUUCCCUGUUUCCUCCCUCCUCCCUCCUUCCUUCCUCCUCCUUCCCAUCCCUCUGCCCAUCUCGCCCGAGAUCCCAUGUUACCAUCAUGGAUUUCGUCAUUCAUCGCUUCGGUGGCUAUGAGUUCUCUCCCUACGAUAGAAAUCAAUCUACCCACGUCUCUCAGCAGUCUUAUCUAACAAGCCUCUACCAGACUCCAUCAAAAUUGCCAGAGAUACAGUGGCUCAAUGAUGUCUCUGAAUUCGCACAAUCCGGCACUCCCCAAGCUGCGGUCCUCGUCUUGUCCCUGUUAUGGCUCGCCGUUCGCCUGGUUCAGUUGCGCCGAGAAAUCUUCGUCCAUCGAUCAAAAGCAUCCAAGAUCCACUGGCCCUACGAACUCCUCUCCCAGGCGGCCAGACUCGCCUCCAUCUCCUUUCUCUCCCUUGCCUACGUUGAGGGUCGCGUUCACGUUCUCAAUGUAGUUGUCCCCGCCUAUGCGUUCCUCCUAGGCCUCCUGCGCCUCUUCAACGAUCUUCAAUGGCGUCAUGUGGCUCUCCACCAGGUCAACUCUGUGUUCACAAUCAUGCUUCUUCUGCUCGCCACUGCCCACUAUCUCCCAUGUAUCCAGGUGGGGUCCCAGUGCUUGCGUGAUACCAGCUUGAUCGGAGCCAUUGCCGCUCUUACCCUCACGUUUGUCUUGGCGUUGAUGACUCCAAGAGAAUGGGUGCCUCCCAAGAUUGACAUCAACAUCCCAGGCCGUAGCCUCGAUGACGAGCCCGCCCCCGAAGAGACUUGCAGCUGGCUCACCUUCUACUGUACCUACGACUGGCUGACACCCACCAUAUGGAAGGGGGCCAAGGGCAAGCUUGAAAUGGCUGAUAUCCCCAAUAUUGCCUGGUACGACGAGCCCUUGUACCUCCUGCGCCAAGUCCAGAAAGCUCGUUCGAUCUCGAAGAAGACGCUGCUGACGGCAUUGCGGUUCCAGCAGGGCGAGUUGGUGCGCAUGUCGAUCUGGAUUGGAUCCAGUUACACAGUGGAGAAUGUUGCUGCGUACGGCAUGUUCAAGCUACUGGAGUAUCUUGCCGAUCCAAGCGGUGCCACAUAUAGUCCUUGGCUGUGGGUGUUACUCAUGUUUCUUGGUCCCUUGGUCCGGUCCAUCUGCUUUCAACAGUACAUAUUCACUUCCACCAGGCUCGUUGUGCGAAUAAAAUCCGCCUUCACCCAGGAGUUGUAUUACACUGCCCUCGAUUCCAUGGAACUGGAAGAAGACCCAUUCGAGUUGCACUCCAAUACCAAGACAGAAGGUAAAGAGAAAAAGGGGGCGCCCAAGAGUACCUCAGCCGGCCGCUUGUCAAAUCUCAUGGCUUCAGAUGUGGACGCCAUUUACAGAGCCCGAGACAUGGUCAUGGCCACUGUCGGAGUCCCGCUAGGGACCAUCAUUUCUCUUGUUGGCAUGUACCGGAUGCUCGGAUGGGCUUGUUUGGUUGGUACUGCCAUCCUGGCUUUGGCGACCCCCGUGUCUGUCUGGAUAGGACAAAGAAUGUACUUUUCCCAAAGGCAGGUUAGGAAGGCCCAGGAUUCUCGCAUGUCGUUAGUGACAGAGUAUCUAGCCUCCCUGAGAGCCAUCAAGUACUUUUCGUGGGAGACACCCAUCACAGAAAAGAUCAUCGAGGCUCGUGCAGCUGAGCAAAAGGAGUUGUGGAGAGUUUCCGUCCUUCAGGCCGUCCUGAACCAAAUCACCCAGGUCUUCCCGUUCCUCUCUUUACUCGUGAUGUUCGCGCUUCACGUGGGCCUCGAGAAGCAUCGUCUCGAUGCCGCCACCGCAUUUACCUCUGUUUAUCUCGUCAAGAACAUUCGCAGGAACAUUAUGCAGGCCAGCUCCUUUGCUCGCAACUUUGCAGCCGCACUGGUAUCGGUCAGCCGUCUUGACAAGUACUUUGAAAGCACGGUACCACUUACCCGCUACCCAGUAGGUCCUCUGCGGAUCAAAGGGGGUUCGUUCCGACGGAACAAAAAGGCCACCUUCAGCCUGAAUGAUAUCUCACUUGACUUCGCUCAAGGAGGUUUGAACGCCGUUAGCGGUCCCAGUGGAAGUGGAAAGUCCACUCUGCUGCUGGCAAUCCUUGGAGAGACAUAUAUCGAGGGCGGAUCUGUGACAAGGCCCGAAGAUGUAGCGUUUGCUUCACAAUCCGCGUGGCUUCAGAAUGACACUAUUCAGGCCAAUAUUCUGUUCGGCAGUCCUAUGGAAAAGGUACGGUAUGAUCGCGUCAUUGAGGCUUGCUGUCUUCGAGAAGACUUCAAAGAGCUACCGAACAGGGACCAGACGACAGUGGGUGAGAACGGAACAUCGCUUUCGGGAGGUCAAAAAGCUCGCGUAGCUUUGGCCAGAGCGCUUUACUCAAAAGCACCUCUUCUGCUGCUGGAUGACAUACUCGCAGCGCUGGAUGCCAAGACUGCGGCCGGUGUCUGGAAGCAUUGCUUUUGCAGUGAUCUUCUGACUGGUAGGACCACCGUCCUGGUGACCAAUAUACCCUGGAUUUCGGAACAAGCAGACUUCUCGAUCUCGCUGGAGAAUGGGCAGGUCAAGCUCGCGGAGACACAAAUCGGCGUUGUGCGCAAGCCCAUUGCUCUAGCGCAAGUUCUAGGAGGCGAUAUCGAGGACGCCGAAACGCCAGACGAAGUCGAGGGUGGCCUUCAGUCCGAUAGUACCACUUUGAACGAAUCGACCGAAAGUGCGGAGGUAAAGCCUGACAAUGAUAUUGUGAACCAGGAAAUGAAGGCAUCUGGAAAAUUGGGCCGCCUUACUUCCUUGCAAUACAUGAGCUACUUUGGACACCCUGCCUUUGUGAGCGUAAUUAUGGGUUUCCUACUCCUCCCUCACAUCUUCAGCUUUGUUGGGACUCUCUGGCUCUCCGUCUGGGUGGAGGCGUACAACCACCAGGCCCAUGUGGACAUCGCAUACUACAUGGGUAUCUAUGCCGUGCUCACGCUCCUAGAUAUUGGUUUCACCUCGGUCGUCAUCGUCAUGUUCGAAUGGGGAGCAUGGAGGGCCGCCCGGCGCCUGCACAACGAUUUCAUCCGGGCCAUCAUGCGUGUCUCGCUGUCGUGGUUCAAGCACAUCCCUAUUGGUCGCAUCACGAACCGUUUCUCUAGCGACAUGGCGUCCAUCGACGGUAUGCUCAGCAUGAUGCUGCGGGCUACUAUUGACUCGAUUUUCAUGAUGAUCUUUCGUCUCGGUGCCGUCAGCACCAUCAUGCCCAUAUUCAUGGUCCCGGCCCUCUUCACCUGUCUGUUUGGCGUCCUCAUCGGCGAGAUGUACACUCGAACUGCUGUCGUCAUUAAGCGUCUCACAUCCUCGGCUCAGUCUCCUGUCUUCUCCCAGUUUGCUGAUACACUCGCGGGGUUGUCUGUUAUCCGUGCCAGAGCAGGCAUGUCGGAGGCGUUCCGUGAGGAGUUGGCAGCGAAGUUGCGCGCCUGGUCGGCCGCAGCCGAGGCCAACUUCAAUGCGAACCGCUGGGUGGCGGUUCGCGUGGACUUUGUUACCGCCCUGGUGGCUCUCUCCGCCGGCAUUAUCGCCGUGUCCCAGGCCGGUCUGAUUUCUGCUGGUCUUGUCGGCUUCUCGCUCACUAACGCCAACGGUCUGAGCCAGACGAUUCUGAUGCUAGUUAGGUGCAUGAACGAUCUCGAGGUGGAAAUGCAGAGCUUCCACCGAGUCAAGGAGUAUGUCAAGUUAGAACCCGAGGAGAAGGGCGAUGAGACCUACCCCGAGGAGGGCGAGUACACCGACGACCCAUCCCAUGUGAUCCCCAAAGGCUGGCCACGGUUUGGCGACAUUGAGUUCCGAAAUGUCACCAUUCGAUAUGAUCCUGAGGGCCCGGACAUUCUCACCGACGUAAACCUCAAGUUCAAGGCUGGCGAACGGGUGGCCAUUGUGGGCCGCACAGGUUCCGGCAAGAGUACAUUGGUCCUCUCUCUCCUCCGCUUCACGAACGUCGUCUCAGGGCAGAUUCUCUAUGAUGGCGUCGACAUCACCAAGGUUCCCCGUCACCGCCUCCGCGAGGGCCUGACUAUCAUCCCCCAAGAAGCUGUUCUUUUCAACGGUACCGUGGAGUCCAACCUCGACCCAGGCGGCAAUGUUCCCAAGGACCUCUUGGACAAGGCCCUAGACAACUGCAAGGGCAUCGCAUCAUUCUCUGCGCAAAACUCCGACGACGAAGACGAACACACCGCCAGCGCGAUAGAUGACGUCCACAGUAACGCUAUAUCUCUAGACACCGACGUCGACGCCCGUGGUGAGAACUUCUCCCACGGCCAGCGCCAGGUCCUUUCGCUCUGUCGCGCGCUCAUCCGCCAGAGCAAACUGAUGCUCCUCGAUGAAGCGACUGCCAGCAUGGACUACGAGACAGACCGGGGCAUUCAGCGGGUUCUCCGGCGGGAACUUGAGGAGGCCGGAGGCGACCGUACGCUCGUUACGAUUGCCCACCGAUUGCGCACCAUCAUAGACUACGACACAGUGGUCGUCAUGAGCGCUGGACGCGUUCUCGAGUGCGGCUCCCCUAAAGACUUGUAUAACUCUAGGGGCCAGUUCUACGACAUGGUGUAUCACAGUGGCGAGAUGGAAGAUCUACAAGCUAUGCUAGAGGAGUAGGAGAUUUGGGAUGCAUACAAAAAGGGGCAUUUGGUUUUGGCUUCAUGAUACCUAGUCAGAAGUGAGGAGUGUGACACAAAAUGGUACCAGAUAAUGAUGAUGUGCAUCUCUGGAGAGGACUACCAUCAAUAAAGGAAGGGGUACAUCCGAGACAGAUAGAAGCAUGCCUUGGUUUUAGUAGAUCCGGCGACGAUGACGAUGAGGCAAGUUGGGUAAGCAGUUAAAAAGAAAUGUCAAAUUUGAAUCCCUAAGACUGUCCCUUCACUCAUAUCACGCAACGAUGCUUUGUAUAGUUUCCCUUAACUGCCUACCUCU
This is a messenger RNA of Ilyonectria robusta, 5129 nucleotides long. Its product is annotated as P-loop containing nucleoside triphosphate hydrolase protein. The record is from RefSeq and is a predicted model, not a curated record. The coding region runs from base 276 to 4814 and encodes 1512 amino acids. Lineage: Eukaryota; Fungi; Ascomycota; Sordariomycetes; Hypocreales; Nectriaceae. Gene Ontology annotation, molecular function: ABC-type peptide transporter activity; ATP hydrolysis activity; ATP binding. Gene Ontology annotation, biological process: transmembrane transport. The transcript has 5 exons. Gene Ontology annotation, cellular component: membrane; fungal-type vacuole.